Clunio marinus is the source of this 948-nucleotide messenger RNA. The record is from the annotation of a GenBank genome assembly. Lineage: Eukaryota; Metazoa; Arthropoda; Insecta; Diptera; Chironomidae.
CAAUUCACAUCAUCCCUUAAAAAUGAGAUUGAAUGUUGUAAUCAAUUUGUUUAAAAGAAUGAACGCUUUAACAACAAACAAUGAUAACCACAAAACUUUAUUCACGAAAUUAUUGAAACAGAACAACUUUCCAAGAAACAUUAUCAACAGAAUUAUCAACAACAAUCAAGUUCAUCUACAAUCACAGAUAAAUACAACAAAUGCCGUCACCAACAUUCAUAUUCCACUUACAUAUGUCCAACACAUGUCAGAGAAGAUCAAAAAGACGUUAACAAGAAGAGUGCCGGAAUUCAAAAUAGCGUUUAAACCAACUAAUCGCGUGAAAAAGUUUUUCACUAAACUGAAAGACGAGAUUCCGAAAAAUGAUUUGACAAAUGUUAUUUAUAAAAUCAAAUGUGAAUGUGGACUUUGUUACAUUGGUCAGACGAUACAAUCAGUCAAAAAACGUAUUGGACAACAUAAAAAUGACGUUAAUUCAAUUAAGAAUUUAAAUAGAAACUGCAAUGACGAAUUUUUGGAAGAAUUGAAAGGAAAAACAGCUUUAACUGAACAUGUCGCUCUUACAAAUCAUAAAUUUGAUUUUGACAAUUUUGAAAUUGUUGAUCACACGAGAAAUCGAUCACAACUCAAUAUUCUGGAAAUGUUACACAUACAGAAUAAUUCAACAGUCAAUCGACGCACUGACACCAUGAAACUCAGUCAAAUUUAUAACGGAGUAUUAAAAAUGAGAAAUAAAUUACCGAGAAAGCCGCGACCUGUUCGGAGAAAUGAGAGAAUCCUGAGAUAAGAAGAUAAAAAGUAUUUUACACAACCAAACCAUUUACCAAUUAACUUCCAAAGCGAUGACAUUUUAAACUAAUUUUUUAUUGACCUUUUAAAUUAUUUAUUUAUUUUAUUUUAAUCAUUUCUGUAAGUUAACGUUGAGAUUUUAAGUCAUUUGUGCACUGA